AUGGCCUUGCAAACACUCAAGCAUUUCUCACAUGAAUGCGAUCUGACUUCUCCGAAGAUCGUCACAUACAACGUAUGCAAUAUAUGCUACAAAGAGGAGCCUGUCAAGUUUGAGUGUAGGCCUUGUAAUUUUGAUCUAUGCUUAUCUUGUUCCGAACUUCCGGAGAAGGUUCAUCACGAUUUCCACCGUGAACAUCCUCUAGAGCUUUGUCUAUUCAAAUAUAAUCGGAAACCUAAAUACAUCGUUUGCUCUGGGUGUGGGGAAAUGUCUUGUGGCUCCUUCUACAAGUGUAAAACAUGUGAGAUCUACCUGGACCUUGGUUGUGCGCUCCGAGACAACAUCACUGACUCUUGGGAUGUUAAAGAGUUGCUCCAUGACAGUCACUGCCACUUACUUAGGAGAUGUAGGCCAGGAUCAGAUGCCAAAGGCUCUUGCCUGCUAUGUGAGCUUCCUGUAUCCCCCUCCUCCAUAUGUUACGGAUGUAUUCAUUGUUACUCUUUUGUUCACCAAAAGUGCCUUGAUCUUCCGACGGAGAUUCAACACUCUGUGCAUCCAGCACACCCUCUCAAACGCCUUAGUUACCUACGAACAUUUGGUUGUAAAACUUUUUGUAGUGCAUGCAAGUCAGCAAUCUUAGGUGUGUCGUAUAGUUGCAGAAAAUGCGAUAUUGACCUCCAUCUAAGGUGUAUGGAUUCCUUGCUACGAGGUCUGAUGCACGAGUCUCAUAAGCACAGGCUGUUUUAUGUAGCUACUGGUGCUCGUUAUGCCAUUGACAAAAAGAGCCCAUGUCAGAUAUGCAUGGAAACUAGUGCCAUUUCUCUCGAUUCCUAUUAUCACUGUGUGGAAUGUAAUAUGAAGUUUCAUUUCGAGUGUCUUGGUAUACCCAAGUCUCUCGUCAAGAAAUCUUUUCACACUCAUCCACUUGUGUGCAAAACAUUCUUAGGCAAUGACCACGAGUCUUUGGAGUAUUGCGGUGUGUGCGAGACAAUGGUACAUGCAGAACAUGAUGCUUACUCUUGCCAAGAAUGUGAUUAUCGUGGUCACAUUGAAUGCAUUCUACGCAAGGAAGAGCCCUCCCCUAUGUACUUGAAAGAUUUAUAUUUACGUGGCCGUGAAGGCAGCACAAGAGCAACUAAUCAAGAAGGCGAUGAAACAAACAUAUUGGAAACCAAACUCAUGGUUAAUGAUGUGGCGCAUAUUCAUGUGAUGAAACUGAUCCACAUGAGCGACCUUGACGAAAAAGCAAUUUGCGAAAUAUGUAGAGAAAAAAUACGCGAGAACCCAUGUAAAUGCACAUCUUGCAGUUUCCAGACUCAUCAUUUUUGUGCAGAGCUUGGGCAACCAUGGAAAAAUCGGCUUCUUCACAGGGAGCACCCUUUAACACUCCUGCCUAAUCCCCCUACAAGAGAGUUAAUGAACUGUAAUAGCUGCAGACUUCCUUUGUUGGGAUUUAUUAUCUUCUGUCGAAUAUGCAAUUUCGUCAUUGACAUCAACUGCGCCUUGAGAGGCAAACAAUCUCUUGGGAUGUUAGGGAAAAAAGUCAUCGGAGAAAGUGGAGGAAGAUGCGUGAAUGACAAGCAUGUUAUAGUUCAAGUUAUGGUAUCGAGGUCGUAUAUGACUGAUUGUGCUAUUUGUUUUGAGAAGCUAUAUGGAAAAGCUCUAUCAUGUAUGACGUGUGGGGAGAUAUAUCAUUCUCGCUGUAUGGAAGUUUGGAGAAAGCCAAUAUGUGAUCAUCCACUUCAUUCAGACCACAAGCUUUUUGCUAGAGUUAUUGCAAGUGGAGCCAACUGCAUUGCCUGCAAGAUGAAUAUUCCAAAGCAUGGAUAUAGUUGUUACGUUUGCAAGAUCAGCUUCCACAUCGAAUGCAUCAAAGCUGUGGAUAUAUCGUCAAGUAAAUUCAAGCCUCACAUUCACUAUCUUUAUAAUUUUUGGAUGGAAGACUUACGAUUGACACAAGCUUGCAGUGUUUGUGCUACACCAUGUGGUGUUUCGUUCUACGGCUGUGUUGAUUGUAGCUUUAACGCCCAUGUAGAGUGCAUUGGGAUUGCAACCAAUGUGAAGAGCCCGCAACAUAAACAUUCUGUCGAGCCAAAGUAUAUUUCUGAUGAAAGAAGCUGUUCUCUCUGUGGAUCAGAAUGCUCUUAUCAUACUUGUUACUGUUGCAAGCACUGCAACGACGUGUUUCAUAUCAAAUGUUUAAUGCCUCUGGAUGACCGUAAAGCAGCAACAGAAGAGGAACAAGUUUGUGACAUAUAUCUUAUGUACCUUGAGCGGAAUCUGUUAGACCUUUUGGAUGACACUGAAUCUUUGAUACUUCCUCAACUUUGA
Messenger RNA from Eutrema salsugineum, 2328 nucleotides. RefSeq lists its product as uncharacterized. The record is from RefSeq and is a predicted model, not a curated record. Lineage: Eukaryota; Viridiplantae; Streptophyta; Magnoliopsida; Brassicales; Brassicaceae. The coding region runs from base 1 to 2328 and encodes 775 amino acids. The transcript is spliced from 4 exons.